Messenger RNA from Colletotrichum godetiae, 1850 nucleotides. RefSeq lists its product as uncharacterized. The coding region runs from base 1 to 1521 and encodes 506 amino acids. The transcript has 5 exons. The record is from RefSeq and is a predicted model, not a curated record. Gene Ontology annotation, molecular function: monooxygenase activity; FAD binding. Lineage: Eukaryota; Fungi; Ascomycota; Sordariomycetes; Glomerellales; Glomerellaceae.
AUGACUCUCGUCGCCCAAGAAAACAAGGGCAGUUCCACACACGAUGUUGUUCCCAAGCCAACACAUGAGAGCCUUUUCUUAGACGGCGUACUUCGAUGGCCCUCUACAGGUCUCAAGGUUCUCAUCGUUGGUGGUGGUCCUGCCGGUCUACUGACCGCUCUCGAGUGCUGGAAAAAAGGACACGAUGUUGAAGUUGUGGAGAAGAACAGCAAAAACUCAACAAUUGGUGAUGUGAUUUUCAUCGGCCCAUCUGCCCUCGCAACUUUCAAGGACUACCCGAGCAUGCUUAAAGAGUACCAUCGCCAGUCGUGGGAUGCGUUCUGUUCAUACCGAAGACUCGACGGCGAAGAAGUUUGCCCUCCUCAAGAGUUCGAGUACAACAGAGACGACGUUCAGCCCCACGUUGCCUGGCCCCUGAGAAUCAGGACCAUGGUGAGCCGACCGGGCAUGUCCAUCAUGUUUUACGACCAGUGCAUGCGUCUAGGCAUCCCAGUCAAGUUCGGCGUGAACGUCGUAGACUACAUUGAGAAUGCAGCUGAAGGAACUGCCACUGCGGUCACUGCUGAUGGUCAGCGACUGACGGCUGACAUUGUGGUUGCUGCUGAUGGUCUCGGCACCAAGUCUCACAAAGUGGUCAUGGGAGAAGCUAUCAGGGCUGUUCCUACAGGAUUCGUCAUUUGCCGCAUCUUCUAUCGUCUUGACCCGGUGAAGAACAAGAACCUCUAUGGAAAGCUGAUCAAGACCACAAGACCUGAUCUGCGCACUCACUCCGGUGACGAUUUCCAUUGCAUCUUUAUCACAGCGAAUGACUCCAUUGUCAUUGCAAUCACGAUGCCGGAUGAUGGAACCGCAUCAGAAUCUUGGGCCGAGACCAUCACUGGUGAUGAAUUUGUCAGCAAGCUGCCAGUGACCGAAGGAUGGGACCCCUUGAUUUUGGAAGGCAUCCAAAACAUCCCUGAGAACAGCAUCGUCAAAUGGCAGCUCUGCUGGCGCGAUCCUCAGCCAAAGUGGACAUCGCCCGAGGGUCGAAUUCUCCAACUUGGUGACAGUGCGCACGCUUUCAUUCCGUCUUCGAUAUCCGGUGCAUCCACAGCGCUCGAAGAUGCUCAAUCUUUGGCUGAAUGCUUGCGACUUGCCGGCAAGAAAGACGCUAAUAUCGGGACCAAGGUUCACGAGUUGUUACGCAUUCGACGCGCUUCUACCCUCCAGCGUCUUGGAUUCGCUAAUCGACGAGAAAUGCAUCGUAAAGGUGGCUUCGAGGAGGUGAUGAAAUCCGCAGCAAAGGGUGGCCCCAUGGGGCUUGGUAAAUGGAUUUGGACUCACGAUCCGGCGAAGUACGCCACUGAUAAAUUUGCCGAAGGCCGCAGUCAUCUAGAGAAUGGGACUCCCUUUGAGCAUACUAACCUUCCAAAGGGGUUCAAAUGGGAACCUAAUUGGACCAUGCAAGAGGAGAUUGAGAAGGAGAAGCAGGGAAUCCACACGCCUGACCUGAAGAUGAAUGGUGACUGGAGCAUUUACUAGACUUAGACGACGUCCUAUAAUAUAGACAAACCGUGUCGGACCCAUAGAUCAAGGUACGUAGAUUGAGUCGGAGAAUCAAUAGAGCUGUUCUUCGUUUACAAACUACCUUAAUACAACACGUCGACCCUGUCUCAAUAUUUGUUUCGACCCCAAGCUCUAUGAAGCCUCAGGAACCUAGCGACCAUGAGGUGUACGCUUCUUUAAGUCAGGAAACUAUUUCUCAGCCCUCUGCACCAUACUUGCAGGCUUUGCCGGCUAUUGUGUAGCGAGGAUAGUGUUGUAGGUGCCGCUGGCAUUAAACGAUAUUACAGGCUUAAAAGGGGAGAUAC